Rhododendron vialii is the source of this 1955-nucleotide messenger RNA. RefSeq lists its product as uncharacterized. The transcript has 9 exons. The record is from RefSeq and is a predicted model, not a curated record. Bases 117 to 1436 code for a protein of 439 amino acids. Lineage: Eukaryota; Viridiplantae; Streptophyta; Magnoliopsida; Ericales; Ericaceae.
AGAACGACGUCGUGUUCAUUUCCUCUUUUUGACCUCCUGAAAUAUGCUGGUCUCUCUCUGUGGAGUACGAACAAUAUUCUGGCAAUUCGAAUCAAACGAAAGUCUCGCUGUAAGAAAUGUCGAAAUCCUUCUCACCUCUUCUUCAUCAUCACAUCAUCGAAUUAUCCGAACCAAUCCGAGAAUCUCUAUCAAAAGCGCACUACACUCCGCCAGAAGCCUCCAAUGCCUCCGUCAAAUCCCUACUCCAGUCCCUCCUUCCCCAAGCCAACUCACUACCAAACCCUACCACCUCACUAUCCGAAAUCAAUGAUUUCACCCUCUGCUGCGCCGCCUUAUCUUCCUCCGCAGACGCCACCUCCGACCACCUCUCAUGGAUCCCGACUUCCCUCUCCGUUUCCGCCAACUCGGCCUUCCGAACCCUCUCGAAAGCGUUUUCAGACGGUUUAGGGCAAGGGGUGGGGACGAAGAUUGGGGAAUUAGGCUUGGAUUCGGGGUUGUUGAAGGAGGAAGAGAAAUUGGUGGUCGAGUUGAUGGGUGAAGUGUUGCCUUUACUGAAGGAGAGAAUUAAGGAGAGUUCGAUUGGGAAGGGGGAUGAUGGCGAUGAAAUAUCGGCUGCAGUGGCGAGGACUCCGGUUGCGUAUGCUGUUGUGGCUGCUUAUCAGUUUAGAUGGUUUGUGACGCAGGUUGAAUACCCACAUUUGGGGAAGUUGUGUUCUCUGGUUAUUCCUUGUGCAUUGACAUGUCUGGAUCACUGGUCGCCGGAGGUGAAAGGACAGGGCAUGAUUAGCCUUAUACAUCUUGCAAAAAAUGUAAAUGCUGCAGAGCUUAGUUGGUACGAAGAUGUAAUCCUUGAUGCAUGCUGUCAGAAUAUUGCUUCUAGCGACGAAAUAUGGCACCUUGUGGUUGAAAUGUCAGUUGUUCUUCUGACUUGUAUCCAGCGAAGUAAUCCUCGCAGCUCAUGGUUUGAAAGGAUGCUAGGUGAGAUGUUAAGUCACUUGGAGCGACAACCACGAAAUAAGGAGCGCCGUGUAGCAUGGCUUAAGCACAUUGAUCAACUAUUCAAUGUAAUGGGUCUUGUAUUGCUAGCUCAUUUCAGACGUAUAUUUCCACUCUUCUUUAAGUGGAUGCAUGCUGAUGAUGAUGAAACCACUUUACUGGUUCUAGAGCGGAUGCAUACUGUUGUAAAAUUAACUUGGAUAAGGAACACACCAUUUAUUGAAAGAUUGGUAGAUGAGCUCACAACUUUACACAAGGAGGCAGCAUUGAAAAUUGCUCGUGAGGAGAUUAGAGCACAUAUUCUUCAGAUACUAAUAUUGCUUCAGCAAUGCAAAGGCUCGCAGUUUGAGGCAGCUUGGGACAAGCACAAGGAUGACCCGAACUUGACUGCUCUCAAACCAUCUCUGAGUGGAACACAUGCUACAAUGGUUGUUAAAUGAUAAUUCGGAAUAAUCUGAGAUAUUAGAUGCCACAGAUUUGAAUUUCCGAAAAGGAUCAUCACCGAGCAGUUCUAUGUAAAAAGAAGCAUAUCUUCUGGAUCCAAAGUUCCUUGUACAUAGGUAACAAGCUCUUAGUCACAAACUUACUAUUUAUGGGUUGAUGUUUUCAACCACUGAAAAAAGCUAGAUAUUAAUUUGGGAGUGGAAAACGGGAUGCUUAACACUCAAAUAGUUAGACAUACCGUGCUUUUACUCUUAAUUUUUGCUUGAGCUAGCCUAGUAGUGUUGAACCUUGUGUUGGCGGGAAAGUUGGUCAAAAGUAGUAUUAGGGUGUUUUCUGUUUUGGUAGAGAAUGUUUCAGAUAGACUGCACUGGUAGGUGAUCGGCUCCUAUACAGGGAGAGUAGCUGUGUGAGAUGGGUACUUUGUAUCUUUCGCUGUAUUGAGACUCUUCUUUCUUUCGUAAUAUAAGUUUUAAGAGUCUGCCAUUGGCAAGACUCGGUUCUUCUCUUGUGUUCAA